Molecule: messenger RNA, 807 nt
Organism: Brassica rapa (field mustard)
Lineage: Eukaryota; Viridiplantae; Streptophyta; Magnoliopsida; Brassicales; Brassicaceae
Source: RefSeq, a predicted model, not a curated record
AUGAAGUCAUCACAUGAUACUAUGAAGCCACCACUUGAUACUAUGAGGCCAUCACAGCUGCGGAAGAGUGAAACCAUUAAGUCUGGUGACAUAUUCAGUGGCAAGAAGGAACAAAUAAUGAAAUUAUGCAAGCUUUCAGUCAUCGAAAGGUUUGAUUUCAUCAUCAAAAAGUCUUGGAAGCAUGUAUUUUAUGCAAAGUGCUGCGUUGCUGGAUGUUCCUGGGGGAUACGUGCUACAACUAAGUCGAAAUCAUCUCCAGAAUUCCUCAUUCGUAAAUAUACUGAUCUUCAUACAUGCUCUGCAGUCAUUAGGUAUUCUCGCCACCGACAUGCAAAUGCAAAAUGUAUUUGCAAGGUGUAUGUUGAGGGAUUUAGUGGUGGCAGUGAUCUUAAAGGAAUCCAGCCCAAACAUAUAAUGGAGUGUAUAAGGGAUGUUUAUCAACUUGACAUUGGUUAUACAAAGGCUCAUAGUGCAUUAGCAUAUGCACGAGAGAUGGUUAGAGGCACUCAUGCUAGUGGCUAUCAGGACUUGCCUUCGAAUCUACACAAAAUAAAGCAGGCCAAUCCAGAUACAAUAACAGAGCUUGAACUUGAUGCUGAGAAAAUGUUUAAGUAUUUGUUCAUUGAUUUUGGCGCAUGUAUCAAAGGGUUUCCAUUCAUGAGGAGGGUUAUUGUUAUAGAUGGAGCACAUCUAAGUGGUAAUUUCAGAGGUGUUAUGUUAGUGGAUGCAUGUCAGGAUAGAAAUAGGGGUAUAUAUCCUAUAGCUUUUGGGAUUGUAAAUGCAGAGGAUGCAGCUGCAUGGGAAUGA